This is a messenger RNA of Arabidopsis arenosa, 929 nucleotides long. Lineage: Eukaryota; Viridiplantae; Streptophyta; Magnoliopsida; Brassicales; Brassicaceae. The record is from the annotation of a GenBank genome assembly.
GAAUCGUUUGGGAACUUAAAAGUCAUUGAUUUAGGGUUUCACGAAUCUGAAAUCGUUUCUUCUUUUUGUGUGGUGAAGGUAACUUUGAAGUUUCCAAAGCAAUGGCGGGGUCACAAGUUAAGCUGGAAAAGAUGAAACUCCGUCAGGAUUACCGGAAUUUAUGGCACUCCGAUCUCAUGGGCACCGUCACCGCCGACACUCCCUAUUGCUGCAUCUCGUGUCUGUGUGGACCUUGUGUUUCAUAUAUGCUUCGGAGAAGAGCACUUUACAAUGACAUGUCAAGGUAUACUUGCUGUGCUGGUUAUAUGCCUUGUAGUGGGAGAUGUGGAGAAAGCAAAUGUCCUCAACUUUGCCUUGCCACCGAGGUUUUCCUCUGCUUCGGAAACUCCGUGGCCUCUACCCGCUUUCUUCUGCAGGAUGAAUUCAACAUCCAGACUACACAAUGCGACAAUUGCAUAAUUGGAUUUAUGUUCUGCCUCAGCCAAGUUGCUUGCAUAUUCUCUAUAGUUGCUUGCAUUGUUGGUAGCGAUGAACUUUCUGAGGCUUCUCAGAUACUCUCUUGCUGUGCUGAUAUGGUCUACUGCACGGUUUGUGCGUGUAUGCAGACACAACACAAGCUUGAGAUGGACAAAAGAGAUGGAGUGUUUGGAUCUCAACCAAUGGGCGUGCCACCAGCUCAGCAGAUGUCCCGUUUUGAUCAACCUGUCCCUCCAGCUGGAUACCCUCAGUCCUAUCCACCGCCUGCUCAAGGCUAUCCUCCUGCAUCUUACCCUCCUCCUGGUUAUCCCCAACAUUGAGAAUCUUAACCGCUAUCUUCAUUUUCUGUGUGAAAGUGUUGUUUUAACUCGGUUUAGAUGUGCAGAACUUUAAUAUUUUUCAGCUAUCUUCGUUGGUUAUGCGAUUGUUUUACAAGGAUUGGUACUCUUAUU